ACAUUCAGGGAAUUUAAAUUUUGUCAGUUAGUUUCCCUUGCUGUCAUCGAAAAAAAAACACGUGGGGAGUGACCAUUCAAAACAAUUUUUUCUGUAACUGUAUUAAUCAAUUUUGUGAUAUUAUGGACAUUCUGACUCGUCCUGCCGAAGAAUUCGAAAAUGACCAAACUUUGGAAACAAUGUGGGCAAUAAAGGCCUAUGAGCAUGCAGAAAUCUACUUUAAUAUUUUAUGUUCAGUUGACCCGAAAUACCUCAAACUGACGCCAAUAGACAACAUAAUUUAUAAGGAAUUUCGCGACGAAUUUCCACAUUUGCGAAUAAACAUUAUCAACGAAAAUGAACUGAAAAGUGAGAAAAGUAAAGCCAAAUGGCGACCUUUUUGUGAAAAGUUCAAAAAGUGUGUUGAAGACUACAGUUUUGGGACUUUAUUACGCAGUGAUGCAUCCAAGGACUACACAGAAGACAACACAAUGCUAGUGACACGAAUUCAGUUCUAUGCUAUUGAAUUGGCCCGAAAUCGGGAAGGGGUCAAUGAUAACUUGCGUAAAUAUUUUCCAAAAAUCGAAUAAAACAAUUAAUACAAAUUUUCUUUUAUU
Molecule: messenger RNA, 596 nt
Organism: Tribolium madens (black flour beetle)
Lineage: Eukaryota; Metazoa; Arthropoda; Insecta; Coleoptera; Tenebrionidae
Product: protein PBDC1
Exons: 3
Coding region: 123-569 (148 amino acids)
Cellular component (GO): cytoplasm
Source: RefSeq, a predicted model, not a curated record